AUGAUCCCCACAUCUUCCUCUACCAGCUUCUACAAGGAGCCCGAGUUCGAGACUAUCCAGCUCCAUGCUGGACAGGAGGUCGACUCUGCCACGAACGCACGUGCGCCGCCCAUCUAUGCCAGCACUAGCUUCGUCUUUAACAACUCCAAGCACGGCGCGGAUCUGUUUGGGCUGAGGUCCCUCGGUAACAUCUACUCGCGCAUGGGCAAUCCCACCGUGAGUGUAUUCGAGAGACGCAUGGCAGCCCUGGAAGGCGGCGUAGCGGCCGUCGCGACCGCGAGCGGUCACGCCGCGCAAUUCAUGGCCAUCGCCGCUAUCUGCCGCGCAGGGGACAACAUUGUCUCGUCGUCCUAUCUGUAUGGAGGAACUUACAAUCAAUUUAAAGUCUUCCUCAAGAAGUUCGCUAUUUCCGUCAAGUUCGUGCACGCUCAGGACCCAGCAGCGUUCGCGGCCGCCAUCGACGAGAAGACCAAGGCGCUCUAUGUAGAGAGCAUCGGGAACCCCAAGAACACCGUCGCACCUCUCCCGGAGAUAGCCAAGGUGGCACACGAUAACGGCAUCCCGCUCAUUGUCGACAACACCUUUGGUGUCGGCGGCUACCUCAUCAGACCGAUCGAGCAUGGCGCCGACAUAGUCACUCACAGCGCCACGAAGUGGAUUGGCGGGCACGGCACCGUCCUUGGCGGGGUCGUCGUCGACGGCGGCAAAUUUGACUGGGCAGCGUCGGGCAAGUUCCCCGACUUCACCGAGCCCGCGGAGGGGUACCACGGGAUGCGCUUCACCGAGACGUUCGGGCGCGCGGUGCUCGCGGUAAAGUGUCGGCUCGACGUCCUGCGCGACAUGGGUCCCUGCAUGGACCCCUUCGCGGCGUUUCUCCUCCUGCAAGGUCUCGAGACGCUCAGCCUGCGCGCGCAGCGGCACUCGGACAACGCGCUCGAGCUCGCACGAUGGCUAGAACGCCACCCAAAGGUCGCGUGGGUCUCGUACCUCGGGCUGCCCACGCACGAGUCGCACGCGGACGCGCUGCGGCUGCUCCGCGUGCGGCGCGCGUUCGGCGGCAUGCUCACGUUUGGCGUGCGCGGCGAUGCGCAGGUCGGGAGCGAGGUCGUCGACAAGCUGAAGCUCGCGAGCAACCUCGCGAACGUCGGGGAUGCGAAGACGCUGGUUAUUCACCCGGCGAGCACGACGCACCAGCAGCUGAGCGCGGAGGAGCAGCUCGCUUCGGGGGUGACGCCUGACCUCAUCCGGGUGUCCGUCGGCAUCGAGAACAUUUCCGACAUCAUAGCGGACUUCGAUAACGCACUGAAGGUCGUGCCGUAA
Trametes versicolor FP-101664 SS1 is the source of this 1320-nucleotide messenger RNA. Its product is annotated as O-acetylhomoserine ami. Gene Ontology annotation, molecular function: pyridoxal phosphate binding; transferase activity, transferring alkyl or aryl (other than methyl) groups. The transcript has 13 exons. Gene Ontology annotation, biological process: transsulfuration. Bases 1 to 1320 code for a protein of 439 amino acids. The record is from RefSeq and is a predicted model, not a curated record. Lineage: Eukaryota; Fungi; Basidiomycota; Agaricomycetes; Polyporales; Polyporaceae.